ACCCAAUGCAAUCCCGCUUCCACCUCCUCCGUCCUCUUCACUCUCCCCCAUCCCAGUCAGUCCUCUCCAUGACCUCCGCCGCGGCCGCCUCCCCGGACCCCAUGGUGGCGUAAUUUCUGCCGCCAAUUCCCUUGCCUCCAGACUUCAAAUCCCCACCACCAUCGAACCUCCCCAACCCGGCAAAUCCUAAAUCCAAUAUAGGCUAACCCUAGCCGCCCAUCCGCCCGCCAUGAAGGCGUCGAUCAAGUUCCGCGACGACGACCGACCGCUGCUGCGCGCCAAGGUGCCGAUUGGCGUGCUGGGGCUGCCCUUCCUCUCGGGCCUCGCGGCGGGGGGAGACGCCAAGGACCUCCGCUUCGACCUCUCCACCGCCUUCUCCUCUGGCCCGGCGCUCCGCCUCUCAUACCGCCCCAACGAACCCCUCCAGCCUUUCGCCCUCUCCGUCCGCACGGGGCUGGGGCCGCUGGGGUCCCCUGCCCGCGCCCCAUUCGCCCUCGCCGCCGAAUUCAACCUCACCUCCUCCAACCCGCCCGCCUUCUCGCUCCUCUUCAAGCCCCGGAUCGGGGACUUCGCCGUCGCCAGCUCCGUCCGCUCCCCGCCGACACCGCCGCCCACAUCCACUCCGCCCCCGCUAGCGAUCAAGAUGGUCGACCUCACCACCAACGGCGACGACCACGACUGCGAAGCACACGGUAACGGCUUCUCCUUUAACGGGAAUGUAUUGGGGGCGAACGUGGCGGCCGUCACCGGGACGGACGGCGGCGGCGGCGGCGUAGGCGCGCUGCUGUCCGGGAUGCGGCUCACGACCAGGAGCAUGCUGCCACUGUGGAGUAAAGCGAGCCUGCGGUUCCAGUGGGGGCUGCGUGUGCCGCCGGAGAUCAAGGCCACGCUUGCAGACAACGGGUACGGGCGCAAGGCUGGGAGCCUCGCCAUCAGCAAGCUGCCGCUGCUGGUGAUGAACAAGAUCACCAUCGAGCACACGCCCAAGGUGCCUUCACAGUCUGAAACGGACAAGAAGAGGAAGAAAGAUACACCACCGGCAGCCAAGGAUGAAGAGUUGUCAUUCAUGAAGAGGCAACUGGAUAAGCUGAAUGUGGAGAACACAAUGCUGCGUCGUGCAGUUGAGGACUUGCGUGCAGAGAUUGGAGCCGGCAAAGGCGAUGAUCGUAAGCUGCCAACAGCAGUGCCACCUCAACAACAUUCUUUAGUGUCGAAACCAGAUCGCCAUUUCCACAUCAAUGCGAAGGAAUUGGUAGACAGUGGGACGAAACCGGCCUCAAAUGAAGCAAGUGAGGAGUUGAAGAAGGUGCUUGAGGGCCGGCGGAAGUAAGAAGCACCUAGCUAGGGCUUGCUGUUAUUGCAAGCCCUACAUUAUGACAUAGCUGCUGACUGCUGUGUCAGGUUUUGUGGUUAAUAAUAAUACUUCCUCGCUGGAGAAGAUUGCUAAGGUCAGUUUAGCCCCUCGCUGGAGAAGAUUGCAAGUGAGGUUGCCAUUCGCCAUAGGUGUGGUAGUAAUUUUGCCUCAAUUCUAUUUUCAUUGCUUGUCUUAGGAUAUUCUGUUCUGUAUAAAUUUUCAUCUUUUGAUCUAAAAUGAAUGAAGGAUUAGUUUUUUCAACAGCCCCCUUCGAAGGAUGUGGUAUUAAUCUCAGUGAAAUUUUGGUAUGUGCAAUUAUUCCUUUGAAUCAAGUGUUGAGCAUUGGUGACGCUCCCAAGUUGCCUAUAUCUUAACAAGCGGCUUGGCUGAUUAUUAAGAUAUAGACAACUGAAGUGUGAACUGGGAAAGUAGGUCUGGAAUAACCCCAAUAACUCUGAAUUGUUUGAGUAUCCUUUUGUAAUUCCUAUGUUAAUUUAGGGCUCAGAGCGACGAUCGAUGUUGGAUUCGGCACAAACAUGUACAAGCUGAAACGGUUCCUCCACCAGAUCAAUAAACCCCAAAAGAUAGGCCGCGAACUAGGGCUUCUUUUGCAAGAAACUUGUUUCUCACACACUCACACAAGCUCGCGGUCUGUCUCCAACAACACCCUGUAAAAGGGUCUUGUUCGCUAAAUUUAGCGGAUGAUGUCAUCCUGUACGCCUCCAGCAAUGCACGCCAAAAGGAGCCCUAAAUUUUGCCAUAUGUGAAAGAGACGCUAAAUGUGGUGGAUCUCGGGCGUCCGCUACACGCUGGCUGCUUCUCUCUCCCACGGCAGCGCGGAACCUUCCCUCUCGUUCUCCCUUCUUGUCACAAUUGUCUCCCUACGCUGCCUGUUUGUUCCCAGUGUGCUUUGUUGGACUUGGACGCGAAGCUGGGCUCUAUACGGCCAAAGUCGGGCGGUUCCGGCGGCGGACCGCUCAUCUCAGGUGGAAUCCUUGCAAAACCCAAGCCAGUGGCGGAGGUCCUCGCGAGCGCAAGCCAGCAGCAACGACCAACUCCAUCGACCAUUUGUCCUCCAAACUCGGUGUCGAGAAAAGGAAUCAAAGCCCGGCGCUGCUGUCGUCUAGGGCUGGAAAAAAAGCUCGAGCUCGACGAACUGGCUCGGGCUCGCAGCAGCUCGGCUCGGACCAGCUCGACGCUCAGAACGAGCCCGAGCCAAGCCUGUUUUUGUGGCUCGUGAAAAGAGCGAGUCAACUCGGCUCAACUCGCUGUAGCUCGUUAGCUGGCUCGUGGCUUGACCCAACAACAAUUUGUUACAUAAAAUUCUAAUUAGCAUAUAAUAUUACUACCGAGUAGACAAUUAAUUUAUGUUAUUUGAGAUUGCUACACAAAAUUAAUCUAUUUUCUAUAUUAUAUUAGCGAUAUCUAUUUUACUAAUAUAAAAUUUGUUAUUUAAAGUAUUUUAAAGAUUUUGUAUUAUAAUUUAGAGAGCAGAUCUACGUUUAUGGCUAGGAUUGUUGGCUCGGCGAGCCGGCUCGCGAGCCAGAAGCAAGCCGAGCCGCUUUUUCAAGCUCGCCAGAUGGGCGAGCCGAGCUCGGCUCGUCUCGUUUCCACCCCUACUGUUGUCUUCGUCCUCGAUUCGGUCGACGGUCCCGAAUCCAAGCCGACGAUGGUGAAUGAAGCAUCCUCCUUAACCUGUUCCGUUUGAUUUCUCUGUUUUCCCCAGAUUUGUUCAUAGAAUAACCCUUGGUUCAGGGGAUCUUAGUCUAUCGUUCCUUUCUUGCUUGCAAUGGGUUAGGAGUGUUUUAAUGAUUAAUUUGUCAUUUACUAAACAAACUUCAGAUACGUAUUUCUCUGUUUUCCCCAGAUUUGUUCAUAGAAUAACCCUUGGUUCAGGGGAUCUUAGUCUAUCGUUCCUUUCUUGCUUGCAAUGGGUUAGGAGUGUUUUAAUGAUUAAUUUGUCAUUUACUAAACAAACUUCAGAUACGUAGCUUUUGGUCCCAUGCCGGGCACCGUGAAGGAAUUCCCUUUUUGUGCUAAUAUAAAACUAGGGUAUGUCCUCUCAUUUCUGCGUCAAUUUGAGGAGUACGUACAUAUUAUUAUCAUUGAUUCUUUCAUUGACAUAGAAUAAGCCACAUUAUGUCCCUUUUUCUACAUUGAAUGUUCAUCUGUGCGCAAGGCCUUUAUGUCUUCCAUCUGCAUGAGUACAAUGAAGAAAUUUUGGCCAAAAAUGUGCUUGCAUGCAUAUGCUCUAGGAGGUUUAUAAUCAAGAAUAAUUUUCUGGAACCGUGAAAAGGAGCUCACUCCAUUGAUUAAGGUUUCAAGCAGAUUUAAGGAAUUUUCCUGUAACAUAAGUUAUCUUUGUUAGGCAUCUUGAUAAUUUUGUCAGAUGGCAAGAGGACCUUUAGAAUACAAGAUGGUCCGUAUUUUCAUGUAUAAGGAAUGAUGAAAAUAUCAUCUGUUUGAAAUGUACAGUUGUUACACCAACCCUUAGGCCCUGUUCGUUUCUAUCAAAUCCAUGGGGAUUGAGAGGGAUUGAAUCCCCUACAAGUCAAAAUCCCCUUCAAUCCACUCCAAUCCCCCUCAAUCCCUAUGGAUUAGGGAUGAAACGAACAAAGCCUUAUGUGGUAUCAUGGCCACUAAACAUCAUGAAGCAAGCCACUACGGGUACACACGAGCUGAACUGAACUGAGCAACAACUUCAGCAUCUUCCCUCCUAGCCAUUGCAUAUCACACUCACACACUGUCAGCAUGCAUCAUGAUUUAUGAGAUUCAGUGGUCCUUUAUUCCAACAGUUUUCCCCCUUGUCUUCUAUAUUUAUUUGAUACCAACUAAGUUGGUUUAGGUGUCACAAUAUUUGUUUAUUUCCAUUUUUGUUUCAUGCAGCAAGGGACACUCAAAUUCUGAUGUUGAAGCAGUUCUUAGAUGAGAAGGCGAAGAACAAGUAGAGAAAAUGAAUCAUUAGCAGAAUUAUGAUGGUCUAACUUGUUCAAAACUGCCAAAGUUUAGCUCCUAUGUACACCAAACCAGAAAUCCAUAUAGUUCUCACAUGUGUUACUUUUACCAAGUUAGUAUAAAAAACACCAAUAUUUAUGGUAGUUCAUGCCUGUGUUUGUGGUA
This is a messenger RNA of Zea mays, 4474 nucleotides long. RefSeq lists its product as uncharacterized. NCBI's taxonomy places the organism in Eukaryota, Viridiplantae, Streptophyta, Magnoliopsida, Poales, Poaceae. The record is from RefSeq and is a predicted model, not a curated record. The transcript has 2 exons. The coding region runs from base 230 to 1330 and encodes 366 amino acids.